Molecule: messenger RNA, 4438 nt
Organism: Diachasmimorpha longicaudata
Lineage: Eukaryota; Metazoa; Arthropoda; Insecta; Hymenoptera; Braconidae
Exons: 6
Coding region: 127-4365 (1412 amino acids)
Biological process (GO): lipid transport
Molecular function (GO): lipid carrier activity
Source: RefSeq, a predicted model, not a curated record
UACACAUUGACGUUUAUUAAACUUUGAGAUAGUCGAGCUGUUAACGUACACUCGACCGGGUCAUCAAACAGACCCGUGACUUUUCUGAUAGUUCAGUCGACAUCAGUAUUCCCAACGGUCGCAACAAUGUUGUCUCCAGAUGGAAUACUACAUACGUUAACAAUAUCGGGGAUAUUGCUGAUCGCUAGUUCUAUAGUGAAUGCAAAUUAUUUAUUCGAAAAUGGGAAGAAGUACACUUACUCGUAUUAUACGGAAGUUAGUUCUGGGGUGUUGUUGCCUUCGAGAGCUGCAUCCACCUGGGGAUUGAAGGGUACUCUGGACGUAGAAACUACCGAUUCUGCUGUUUACCUACAGCUGCACUCAACGGAGUCUUUCAUCCGAAAUGGUCCAGAUAAUCAUGAAGAGGACAAUGCAUCCAUCAAAGAGAAAAUUGUAGAUCUCCAGAAACCCUUUCAAUUGAUCUAUAAAGACGGACUGAUCACCAAUUUUAGCGUGGGAACCGAAGCCGCCUGGGCGACGAAUAUAAAGAGAAGUAUAGCUGGCCAUUUCCAGCUAGAUUUGGUGACUCUUGAUAAAGAAUUUGCUUUCCAUUCUUUGGAAAGUAAUCAUUAUGGAAAAUGUAAUAUCGAGUAUGUGGUGACCCCUGAUGAUAAUAAAAUGGUCAUAAGGAAAUUUUUCGAUCCUCGCACGUGUCAAGGGCAUCCACACAGAACUUGGACCAAUGUACCGAGAUUAGAGUGUCCAAAUAGAGAUGAGAAUCCAGUGAUGAAGUCAUCUGAACGACUGUACAACGUUGAAGCCCACGACAACCACAUAACAAUAACGCUUAUCAACGCAACGGGUGAGGUCUAUAUUCAGCCCUUCCAAAGUCUCGGUGAAGCCCAAUUUCUUUUCACAAGACAGAUAAUCCAAUUGACUGGAAUAACCGACGCUUUACAAGCUCAGAAAACUGAUAAAUUUACGGAGCUUAAUCUCCAAUACGAGCUCCCUGAGAACGACUUAUCUCAGGGUCGAGGUGAUCUGUCAAAAGAUAAAAUAUUUAAAGGAAUAUCUGGCCUGCUAGAUCGUCUGAGUCAGAGAUUGGAGAAUCCAGGUUUAGAUACCGACAUCGAUCACCUUCACAAUAAAACAAUAUCGAUUUUGUUAUAUUAUUUGGGACAGUUGAAUAGGUCAGAUCUUCAGGCUGCCUACAGGAACAUCUCUGGGACGAGUUACAAGGAGGAGACAAUUCGCAAUAUGUUUUUAGAGACUCUUCCACAGAUAGGAACUAAGGAGUCAGCACUAUUUAUUCUUGAGCUUAUCCAGCAGAACAAAGUUUCCCACAUAACGGCAAUGCAAUUGCUCACACAAUUGCCCUUCCAUAUUCGUAAACCAGAUGUCCAAUUGCUGGUGGGUCUCCAACCGCUCCUGAACUUGGGCUAUAAAACCUCAAUUGAGGUGAGGAACACGGCCAUCCUCACGUUCGGAACCCUCAUUUACAAAACCUGCAUGGUCUACUGUCCCUACGAGAUGCUGGACGAUUACGUGCGCUUGUAUCUUGACAAAUUUACAGAAAGCGAAAUUUACGAGAAGAAGAUGAUCUGGUUGGAGGGACUCUCUAACAUUCAAUUAGGAAGAGUCGUUGAGUUCCUGGAACCAAUCGCAAGUGGAAACAGCGUUGAGUCGAGGCAUUUAAGAGUCUUGGCUGCUUGGGCUUCUCUACCAACAGCUCCACUACGACCUGAUGUCAUCUACCCAGUGUACUGGCCAAUUCUGGUGAACAGGACAGAACAUUUGGAGAUGAGAAUUGCUGCUUUGACUCUUUUAAUAGUUUCAAAUCCCUCGGCUAAUCGAAUUAUCUCGCUCUAUUGGUAUAUCCAGGGAGAACCCAAUGUUCAUCUCUACAACUACUUCUAUACGAGCCUGAAGUCUAUGGAGAGGACAACGUUUCCCUGUUACAACCACAUUCGAACAAUGGCGGGACAAUUCACGAGAAUUCUCCGAAAGCCGGACAAAAAUAGUCCCGUGAUAACUGGAAAUUAUCUUUUCGAUUAUCAAGAUACAAAGAGGAAUUUUGGAGCUAUGAUCCAGAGCAUAAUAAUCGCGAGUCCUUCAUCCAACAUUCCAGAAGUCGCUUACUUUACAUUGAACAGUCAUGGAAGUGGAACGACUUUCAAUGACUUUUCUCUCUAUGUGAAAGCUACGGGGCUUAUGCAGUCCCUCUCGAGUUAUUUGGAAAAUCCAAUCAAAGUCAAAGACAUUCUCAAACAUUUCAAACUCAAUAAAAAGGCCAAGGAGCCCAUUCACCUCGAAAUGAUCGUCAGGGUCCAGCAGAAGGCGAUUUUAUGUCUUCACUUCAAUGAAACAAAUAUUGCAAAUGCAGUGUCGUUUCUGUCUGCACUUCCCGAUAAUACUUAUCACAUCUACAAGAAUAUGGAGUUUCACGUGAAUCAACAGAGAAUAAACGUCCCUCUGACGAUAGAGUCCAUUCAAGCCACCGAUCUGGGAACGACGGCUCGCAUAGCCGCCACGGCUACUUCCUUGUUCUCAAUGAGGGGAAAUUUUACACAUUUCCCCGGGGGCAGGAGCAAUCAUGUGAUCUUUCGCACUGCUAUCCAUGGAACGCAAAUCGUGGAGAAUUACAAUCCGAUAUUGGAUGUUUGGCAUACAGCAGAACGUGCACUAUCCAUUCAUGGAUAUCUCCCAGCGAAUGUUACAGUUGGACUCAAAGAGAAACUAUUUUUAUCUUAUAAUACACCUGCAGAGUACCUCAGGACUGGGGUGACCAUUCACACGAGCACUGCAACGACAAUUACGGGAACGAGAGCCAAAGCCAAAAUUUCGCGCAUAUGUCCAAACUGUUCUCUUCAACAUACUGUGAGAAAAGGGGGAGACAUGCUGCAAGAUAAAGUAGUUCUUGAGACCAUUGUCCCUGAGCUGGGGGGUCGAGUACAGUUGAAGGUUUUUGAUUGUCAGAAACAAAUCAGUUCGAGUGAUUUAAUCAAUGAUAUUCUAUCUCAUCAUCAUGGUAAUCAUCACUCAUGGACAGCUGCACGAUUCCCCUUGAUGGCGAUUCAUCUGCUGGAUUAUUUGAGUUACGUUCCUCCAAGUGGCAGCUGUGGGCUGUCUAUCUACAUCGAGCCUUUUAAUAUUCAACCAUCAGAAGUGAGGCUCGAGGCUUUAAAGAAUGGAAAUCGAUACAUGUUGUCCUUGGUCAGGAGUGAGCUGGAAUCUAUGAAGGUUCUUCAAGAAUGGACACUAGCAGCUCUUUACGAGUCGACGAGCUGGUUCUCGGAUAGUCUAAAGGUCAAAGCCAGCAAGACUAUAGACGAUGGGAGAGUUUUUAAGUUUUGCGUGGAAGUCAACAGAUUCACUCCUUGGAGUUGGGAUUUCUUGAGCACAAAACACUCGGACCCGGCGUCAGUUAACCUGAAUAUGGUCUGGGGAUAUGGAGAUUCUGCCAAGGGAACGUGCACUGGUGCGAGUCUGUCGAUGGAUCUUGCUGCUGAAGUCAGUGAGGAUCAAAUUGAGGAGAGCAAAGAGGAUGUCUGGCCUUAUAAGCAGUGCAGGCAACAGUCCUAUGGAAAAAGUAUAGUUCCUUAUACCCCAGCUUGUUACGAAACUUCCAGGGAACUGUCGACCCUGAGAAAGUACCAGAUACUUGUUUCCUACCAAAAUCUACCCGAGGAUAUGAUGAGCUUGAUAUGGAGAGUGAGGGCUUUGUAUGACCUCAUUGGGGGCAACAGUUCGUACGUAAAAAAUGACAAUGAAUUUCUGAUUGUCGCGACCUUCCCAACGGACUCGACAGAUGCUACAAUGAGUGUUAACAGAAAUGAAGUUUCCAUUCGAUACGAUCAGGAGAUCGUGGAGUCAAUCCUCGCGAGGACAAGGCUUCAUCGAUAUAUCGACAAUGUCGUACGACGAGCCUUCUUCAGCUUCUGUACUAUCUCGAGGGAAAGUAUUUACUCAGCUCAUAAUGCCACGAAAUCCACAGAAAGUGAAAAGGAGUAUCUAGCUUUAGGACAUUGCAGUGAUCAGAACCCUGGGUUUGCGUUGACUGCGAGGAUUGAUGAGGCUGGGCUUACUUUGAUGAUUUAUGAUGCUGUUGAUAAUGUCAAGAUUAUUCCUGAUGGGAGUGGAGGAGCCGUUUUUAAUUAUGAAAAGAAAGUUAUGAUUAGCAGGAACUUUGAGUGGAAUGCAUUGAAUUCAAAGAGAUUCAGAAUGGACAAACAAUCAGUUCAUGUAUUCAUAAGCAACAUUCUAACGUUCGUUCACUACACUCAAGACCAAAUACUCGUUUUCUUCCCCAAUUACAUUCAAGAAUUCACGUGUGGUGUUUGUACUGCCAGCAGUUUUGAUGACUCAGGAUUAUAUGAUAGACUUUAACAAAUUCAUCUAUCGAAUUGUAAUGUUAUUUAUGAACGUAGGGGUGUGAAGAAAAUUAAAGAAAUAAAUAUUA